Erigeron canadensis is the source of this 651-nucleotide messenger RNA. RefSeq names its product citrate-binding protein-like. The transcript has 2 exons. The record is from RefSeq and is a predicted model, not a curated record. Lineage: Eukaryota; Viridiplantae; Streptophyta; Magnoliopsida; Asterales; Asteraceae. The coding region runs from base 1 to 651 and encodes 216 amino acids.
AUGAAAUCUUCGUAUAGUAGUAUGCUUCUUUUUCUUGUAACCUUAUCAAUCGUGUGCUUCGUGAAUGAUGCUCACAUGGAUCCGACAUACGGAUUUGUUGAAGUAACGCUAAACGAAAGCAACUUUAUACGUCAGAAGCCUUACGAUAUACCACUCGAGCAACGCUAUAGCUACGUAAAUGGGACUCAUCGUUUUUGGGUAUAUGCAGACGAUAAGCCGCAAACUCUUGGUAGUAACACACAACCACGCACCGAAAUCCACUUACUUCCAAACUACACUUCAGGAGUAUGGCAAUUUGAAGGACAAGCCUUUGUCCCGAAUGGAACAAGUGGUGCAACGAUAGUUCAGAUCCAUGGUGCGGCCCAUGGUAACACGACGUUAUUACUUAGAAUUUACAAUGGAGAUAUGAGGUACUACAGUACACAAGUGAUAGAUACUAAUCUAUAUGAUAAAUGGUUUAAAGUUAACAUAAUACAUGAUGUGGAUGGAGGGGAAGUAAUAGUAUUUGUUGAUAACAAAGAGAAGUAUAAAAUGCCGGAUCAAGGACCCGGUAUCUUGUUCUACAAAUUCGGAGUCUAUGGUGCCCCGAAAAAUAUUAGCUACUACAUGGAAUCAAGAUGGAAAGACGUCAAACUUUACAAAAAAUGCUAG